UUAAUUAUUUUAUUCCACUGUUAUUCUCCGUUCUCUUUCCAGCCUUUUUCAAUUACCACUGUCUAAAGAGGAGUUGCGGGUAAAGAGGACUUUAGCUUCACAGCUUUGUGGCUCCAAUGAGCUUUCCCCAAUGAGCACAUAUGUUCGCACUGCCAAUGUGGCCGUGUGCUUGAUUUAUAUCUUGCAUAUUUUAAUUGUCUUUUCACUUUGUAAUAUAUGCGCAUAUGGCCCUGGCAGCUCAUCUGAGUUUGUCAUUGUCGGUGUUUCAAAAGAAAACAAAAGCUCACUGGCAUUGGGGAAGGGUAACCUUGUCUUCUAUUUCAUAUACUUUUACUUCACUGCACAUAUUUAUUGCAUGUCCAAUGUUUCUCAUGUUCGUCUCUGUUCCGACAACACAGUCAUUUAUGGAGAAUUUUGCAGUCGAAUAUUUAAUCAUGUAGCGGGGAGCUGAUCAGUUCACAAGAAAUGUGAAGGUAAUGAAAGGAAACUUAUUCAUAUCUUC
Xylona heveae TC161 is the source of this 502-nucleotide messenger RNA. RefSeq lists its product as hypothetical. The record is from RefSeq and is a predicted model, not a curated record. The transcript has a single exon. The coding region runs from base 131 to 451 and encodes 106 amino acids. Lineage: Eukaryota; Fungi; Ascomycota; Xylonomycetes; Xylonales; Xylonaceae.